Molecule: messenger RNA, 996 nt
Organism: Coccomyxa subellipsoidea C-169
Lineage: Eukaryota; Viridiplantae; Chlorophyta; Trebouxiophyceae; Coccomyxaceae
Product: trypsin-like serine protease
Exons: 12
Coding region: 1-996 (331 amino acids)
Biological process (GO): proteolysis
Molecular function (GO): protein binding; serine-type endopeptidase activity
Source: RefSeq, a predicted model, not a curated record
AUGGCGGCCAUGAAGUCCAAGCUGACUCAGGAUGAGCAGCUUACUGUCGACCUGUUCAAAAGGAACACACCCUCUGUCGUCUUCAUCACGAACCUGGCUGUAAGGAGAGACGCAUUCACACUGGACAUGCAGGAAAUUCCCCAGGGAGCAGGAUCUGGCUUUGUAUGGGACGCAGAUGGCCAUGUGGUGACCAACUUUCAUGUCAUCAAGGGGGCAUCUGAUCUGCAGGUUACGCUGACAGAUGGGGACGAGUAUGCAGCAGAGGUGGUGGGUUUUGAUGGUGACAAGGAUGUGGCGGUCCUGCAGCUGAAGUUGCCAGACACUGAGAAGCUACAUCCUGUGAAGUUGGGAACGUCUGCAGAUCUCCUGGUUGGCCAGCGUGUCUACGCAAUUGGCAAUCCCUUUGGUCUGGACCACACCCUCACCACUGGCGUGAUCUCUGGCACAGGCAGAGAAAUCAGCAGUGGCAACACUGGCCGACCAAUUGAAGAUGUCAUCCAGACCGAUGCUGCAAUCAACCCAGGGAAUUCAGGUGGUCCGCUUCUUAAUUCAUCUGGCGAACUCAUAGGUGUCAACACAGCAAUCUACUCCCCAUCUGGUGCCAACAGCGGAGUGGGCUUUGCAGUGCCCGUAGACAUCAUCAACAGCUCGGUCACGCAGAUCAUAAAGUUCGGCAAAGUGAUCAGGCCAAUCCUGGGCAUUUCAUUCGCACCAGAUCAGUCUGUCGAACAGCUGGGAGUGCAGGGCAUUCUUGUUUUGGACGCGAGGGAGACUGGUCCAGCAGGAGCGGCAGGGGUUCACGGCACCAAGCGCGACCAGAACGGGCGCCUUGUGUUGGGAGACAUCAUCACAGGCUUCAACAACAUGCGUGUCAGGAAUGCUUCUGACCUGUACAAGGCUCUGGACAAAUGUGGAAUUGGUGAUGAGGUGGAUCUGGAGGUCUUACGAGACAACAGCAAGAUCCACAUGAAGAUCACACUGGGCUCGAGCAGCUAG